GUGAAACACGUCCCUUAAUAUUCGGCCACAGUACGUACCCAAAUACAAUUUAAUGUCAGUUGAAAGAUCCACACGCACUCUCUAACAGUUUUAAACUCUCACUGCAAUUCUUCAUUUCCUCCUAACUUUUCUGUUCAUUUCCCCCAUUUUCUCUCUCGAUAACCAAAAUCGGGAGAAAUUUGUGCCGUAAAUUUUUCUCCCACAAAAGAAAAAUAAAAUAAGCAACAAAAAAAGAAAAAAAAAAUGAGGAAUACAGCAAAUAGUAAGAACCGUAAGUUGGAAACCGUUUGCGCCGCUUGUCGAUACCAACGCAAAAGAUGUCCUCCCGAUUGUCCUCUUGCCCCAUAUUUCCCAUCCAAUCGCGAAAAUGACUUUCACAAUGCACGCAAACUGUUUGGUAUAAACAAUAUGUUGAAGCUCAUCAAAAAUCUCGACCCUCCAAACAAACACAUUGCAAUGAAAUCCAUCAUCUUCCAAGCCAACAAGCGCGCUCUUGACCCUGUUGGUGGCUGUCACCGUAUUAUACUCGACUUGGAGCUCCUCAUCCAGGCUUACACUUCCGAGCUUCAACACGUACUUCACAAACUUGACCUCUGCCGCAAGAAAGCUCUAUCGGGUCCUUUUCCAAUGCCGCCUUCUUGUGGUUAUCCUCUUCAGCCGCCUGUUGGGACUCAUCAUCAAGCUCUGCCUUAUAAUAAUAAUAACCUUCAACAGCAGCAUACUGACACUUGUCUGCCUUUUGGUUUUCUACAACCAGUUGAAGAGGAACAUGGUCUUCAGGAAAAUUACUAUUUUGGGGUUGAUGUUGUUUUAAAUGAUGGUGAAGCUGUGAGUGUUGUUGAUUGGAAGGUAAAGGAAGAAAAACAAACUGACUUUAACCUUGACCCAGUUGGGGAAAACAAUCAAACACAUAGGUUACACUCCACGGGGACUAUUCAAAGCAGUGACAAAGCUGUAUCAGAAGAAGAUGUCAAUGCAACCUUGCAAAAGCCAUAGAUAGAGAGCAAGAGAAUAUACAAAGAUCAUUAGCAAAUAGCAAGAGAAUGUGAGCUGCAGAUCAAUGCAUAUGUUAGACUUAUUGAAAGUUUCUCUCAUUUUGUUCUUGUGUGUUGUUUGGUUUCCAUAUCACCUGACUUUGUCUUUCUUAUGUAAUAUCAAACAGUAUGUAACAAAAAAAGAAAAAGAAAAGAAAAAAGUAAAUAUGAACUGAAAAGGGAAAAGAAAAGAUUAGUUUAAAAGUUAGAUGAGGAAACUAAUUUCUGUGACAUUGUAGAACUGUACAGAGUGGAUUCAAUAUUUGCUCGGAUAUCCAACUACAUUUUAUUUUAUUUUUUUGUAUUUAGGGGAUGUUUUUUUUUUUUUUUCCUAAUUUGCUUGCACAUAGUAAGUGGACAAGCUGUGAAAUAUGUUUUGCAUUCACUGUUUAACCCUUUGAUUAUUUGUUUUGCCCGGUCUGAUUUCCGUUAUUUCUGUUACAAGUUCAUCUGUGUUCCCUUGGAUUUCCCAUGAUUAAAUUCAUGGUCAUUUGGUUUUUCAAAAUUGGAUAUUAUGAAUAGCCUAUAAGUUGAAAAUUGGAUUUUAAUUAGCUUAUUGUAUCUGCAAUGCUACUAAAUGUCUAAAUUUGUUAAAUUAUAGUCAGGAGUAGAAGUAUCUGUUUGGACUAGACAGGUAGACACAUGCAAAUCGCAAUCAUAAAUUUCAUAGACCUGGAAUCAGCAUUAACGUUGACAGGCCACAUCCAGGAAAAAACAGACCUGUAAACCUCUUUGCCACAAAGGCUAUGGAGUCUGGACCCCAGUUCCAGCCCAUAAGGCAUAGACACCACCUUGCGAAGGAAAAUGUACAUACCCUGGUCCAAGUACAUGUCAAAGGAGACAAAUUAUGUGAGAUUGUGGCCUUCGUUUCUCGUAUUAACUGGUUAUCAGCUCUUCUUCAUCUGUUUCGACUUCACAUGUAUAAAUUAGCCAUUUCUAAAGCCAAUAAAGAACGAGCUGUCUAACCGUUAGACCUAUCGGC
Molecule: messenger RNA, 2016 nt
Organism: Ziziphus jujuba (common jujube)
Lineage: Eukaryota; Viridiplantae; Streptophyta; Magnoliopsida; Rosales; Rhamnaceae
Product: LOB domain-containing protein 7
Exons: 2
Coding region: 244-996 (250 amino acids)
Source: RefSeq, a predicted model, not a curated record